Molecule: messenger RNA, 489 nt
Organism: Echinococcus granulosus
Lineage: Eukaryota; Metazoa; Platyhelminthes; Cestoda; Cyclophyllidea; Taeniidae
Exons: 1
Coding region: 1-489 (162 amino acids)
Source: RefSeq, a predicted model, not a curated record
AUGGCAGCUCAACAAAAAGAGACCAAGGGGAAAGGUAACAAAAUGAAGGAGGAGUGGAAUGAUCAUCCCAAUGGGAAGGACUCUGAAGAGGAGGCAGAGUCUGAGGCGGAAUCAUAUGAAAAGAAGGUCGAAGUCAAAGCGACCAAAAAAGAUGGGAGAGGCGAAGAUGUCGACGAUGACGAUUACGAUGAGGAAUUAGAGGAAGACUCAGAUAAAAAUGACGAUAAUGAUUCUAGUGAGGAUUCUAACACGGAGGAAGAAGAUGAUGAGUCGGAUGAAAAUGGCGAUGAUGAUUCUGACGAAGGAUCCGAAGAAGAUUCUAAUGAUACUUCCGACAACGAUGAUGAUUCCGACGACAAUGAGGAUGAAUCUGAGGAAGAACCUAAGCCGAAACCAGAACCCAAACCAAAGUCCAGGCCAAUGCCAAUACGGAAGCCCAUGUGGAGGUCUAGGUCUAAAUCGAAGACUUCUAAACUCACUAAGAAGUGA